CAUCGACUAUUCACGACUCCGUCUCUGUGGGUCGUCAGUUUCAUUUUCAAUUUUAUCAUUAUCAGUAGAGCGUUUAUUAUCGUGUUAAAUCUCCGUUGAUUCCCUUAGCCUGGUUUAUCAUUUUGUGAUCAUUAUUUCUAUCAUAAAGGCGACAUUUCCAUGCCGUCCAAGAGAUGAAGUGAUUUGGCUGCACCCUGUGGACGAGGGUGAUUCACUCCGUUUUCCUCUGCUACCACAGCAUAAAUGUCAGAGCCAUGAUGUUAAGUAGUAAGUGAAGACAACAAUGGGCAGAAUAGACCGAUCGAAACUCAAGAGGAGCUACUCUGAAGUUCCUCCUGAGUGCCGACCUCUCAUAGAAAAAUUGAAGUCUUGCAAUGAAUCCGAGCUGCUUGCGGAGCUGAAACAAAUUGAUUCAUGGAACUAUGGCAAGUGUGAACUUUACCAUUGGAUCGAUGUUCUUGAUCGACUGGACUGGAUCUUGGAGAAAGCCUCUGCUAGAAUUGGUCGGCCUGACAGCUGGCAGUUAGCUUGUGAUCAACCAAAUUAUCGUGAGCUGAAAGAUUUAACACAAGCUGUUCUCAAUUUUACGGCAAUUUUGAUUGAGCAGUCCUUCUCCCGUCACUUAUAUAGCUCUGUUGAUCAUCUUCUUGUAUUACUAACGUCCUGUGAUCUAAAUGUUGUUUUGGGUGUUAUCAACUUGUUGUAUAUGUUCAGCAAGAGAAGCAAUUUCAUUCCUCGUCUAGAACAUGAAACAAGAGAUACCUUGAUCAAAUUUCUGUCCUGUCUUGCGGAAAGCUGGGGAGGCAAAGAAAAUGGAUUUGGUCUUGCUGAUUGCUGCAAGAAAGAUCGAACUCAUCUGCCUUCAACAGCCACCACUGUUCACUACGAGUUUCGCUCAAACAAUGAAUGGAAUUCAGAACAUAACUUUAAAUCAUAUAAGAAAGGCAGUGCUCAUUGCAUUCACUUAGAUAAUGUCGAUAAAAUGGGCCGCUCUCCUGCUGAAAUUAUGGAUGGGAUUGUACAAGGAUAUGAAGUCCCUAUUCCCAAUGCUACUUACUUGUUCACUCAUAUUCGAUUAGCCUGUAAUUUUACAAAUUAUGAAAGAAGACUUCUAUGCGUUCAAGUUAGACUACAAGCUUUGACUGUGUUAUUAUAUUCUAAUUCCUACUUGGAUCCUUGGACUACACUUUUAUAUCCUGGCUUGUUGGAAGAAUUAGUUGAAUUGCUAGAAUUGAACAACUCAAAAUUAGUGGAUAUUAAAGCAGCUGCGUUACGCACUUUAACAUCAAUCAUUCACAUUGAUCGAGCUCCAGGCAUACUUCCAAGGAAGCCAGCGUUGAGACUGGAUAUGAUCAUUGAUGCAACUGGAGCAGCUUUGUAUCAUGGAUUCCUACCUCAAAUGGUAAGAUCCUGUAUCAAUUCACUCGUUGAAGGUGAAAAUUCGUACUCUCUGCCUCUAGCGACGGCGCUCUUUAGUUUUCUUUAUCACAUGGCCAGUUGUGAAUCUGGUGGUGAAGCUCUUGUCAACUCAGGGAUGAUGGAAGCUCUUCUAAGAAUCAUCAAUUGGAACACUCGUCAACUAGAACACAUCCCAUUGGCGACCAGAGCUGUCAGAAUGAUCGAUUUGAUCACUAAUGUGGAUAUGCAGAUUUUCCAAAUUCACGGUGGCCUUGAAAGUUUCAUCAAUCGGCUGGAGAUGGAAAUUAAUAUCUGCAAAGAAGAGCAACCAGGCCUAGAACUACUAAGUGCCCUAACAAUUAGCGAUCAAUCCAGUGACUCAGUCGCCAAUUCAUCAGAACCCCUUAGAAAUCGUCUACAGUUUUUUCGAGGAACUGAUCCCUCAAAAAAAGUCAGCACUUGUCUAGUGCCUCGAGCAGCUCUUCUGAAAACAAUGCUCAACUUCUUGAAAAAAGCUCUCCAAGAUCCUGCUUUUUCUGAAAGUGUCAGGCACUUUAUGGAUGGAUCAUUGCCUACUUCUCUAACACAUAUAAUUAGCAAUGCAGAGUACUAUGGACCGUCUCUCUUUUUACUUGCAACAAAUGUCAUCACUGUCUGUGUCUUCCAGGAACCGUCUCUUCUCUCAACUUUCCAAGAUAAUGGACUGACAGAUUUUGUCUUUCAUGCCCUAUUAGUUAAAGAUGUGCCUGCCACUCGAGAAGUUCUCGGCUCCUUACCAAAUGUUUUCAGUGCUCUCAGUUUGAACAUUCGAGGACUGCAUGCAUUCAUCAAGUAUAAACCAUUUGAUCGUAUAUUCAGAGUUUUAAUAUCUCCCAAAUAUCUACCUGCCAUGAAAAAGAGAAGAAGUGCAGAUUCCAUGAGUGACACAGCUACAAAUCUUGGUAAUGCUAUGGAUGAGCUAAUGCGUCAUCAGCCUUCGUUGAAAACUUUUGCAUUUGAGGCGAUUAUCACGUUGCUUGAAGACUUGUGUGGCCUUGGCUAUGAUCCAAAGUUUACCUGUUAUCGACCGCAAAAGGGACAAACAGACAGUGGACGACUGCUUCCAAGAAUCGUGACUCAUGAAGUGGGUUCCAGUGAUGAAGAAGACGAUGAGGAGGAAGAAUCCUCCAGCUCCUCUCAGCAGUCGAGCUCCCAAAAUGAUUGCACCGAUGAAACUCAAGAAAAAUAUCCUAUUCCACUGAUCGACUAUAUUCUCAAUGUGACCAAAUUUGUGGACGCAAUUCUCAGUAACAAUUCAACAGAAGAUCAUUGUCGGCAAUUUGUGAUACAAGGUGGGCUGGUACCACUUUUAAAUUUGCUCAGGAUGCCCAAUUUGCCUCUGGAUUAUCCUAUCACUUCAGCAGCUCAGUCUGUGGCGACAGUCUGUAAAUCCAUUUUGAAUCUCGCCCAUGACAAUGAUGUUUUAAACAAAAGCUUGUCACAGCUUAAAAUAGUUCUGGAAGCCUUAGAACCUUUGUAUCAGUCUUCAUUCAACACGUCCAUUCUCCUGCAUGAACUAGCCAAUGUUCCAAAUUUUGAAACAGCAUUCACAGAUGCCACUGCUACACCUCUCUUGCACCAUAUGUCAGCUGUUCAUGGAUACAUCACUCUCUUAAUUUACGUGUGCAAAACAGGACAGCUGGACAUCCGUACUAUAACAAUGCAGACUUGGGGUUCCCAAAUGGGUAUUGAAAUCCUCAAGAAUUUGACGGAACUUUAUACUGCCCUGGUAUGGGAGAGCAAUGUCCUCUUGGCUCUGUGUAAAGAAGAAAUGCCAGCUGCUGACUCAAGUGAAAAAUUUGAAUUUUGUCUUGAAGACAUUAAUAAAUUGGUACCUCCAGAAAUGCGAAUGGUUGAACAUGACCAAGGUGUUUCAAAAGAUGUAGCUGGAAGCAGCAGCGGAACAAGCGCAAAAAGCCUAAAUGCUGCUCAGUUUAUCAUGUACUACUCUGACAAUUCAGAUGAUGACAUAAAACUAGGCAAGAAAAAAGAAAUUCGAGAUUAUUCCCGAAAAAAGUCCAAGAAGAACGAACCGUGCGAUGACUCUUCGAGUGACUCAGCUGAAGUCACUAAACCUGACAAACCAGAUGUAGCUUACUUGAUUCCUCCCGCAAUCCAGUUGAAGUACAUCAAACCUUUGGUAGCGGCUUCCUCGAGGUUAGGAAGAGCGCUAGCAGAACUUUUUGGUUUGCUGACCAAGCUCUGUGUUGGAUUCCCAGCUCGAACUCGCCGAGGAAACCACUUGACGAACACUCCUGUUUGUCCAACUCCAGCAGCGGAAGCAGUCUCAAAUGUGUUGGCAAACUUGUUGGCGCAAGGAUUGAACUACAGUAGAAUAUCCUCUAAACCACCGAGUAGCUAUGUGAUGACAUACCUCUUGUGUUUCGUUGGUUUCACAUCUCCAUUAUUAUUUGAUGAAAAGAAGUUACCGUACCAUUUAAUGCUUCAAAAGUUCAUUUACAGCGCCAAGGGUAUUAAAAGUUUUGUUAGGUCAUUCAUUUUUGCUCUCCAUGGCAAAGUUGAAGCCUCGCCGCCAGACAAGAAAAGGACUCUCGAUUUAAACGAUAGACCCCAGGGGACUAUUCAGUUUAUUGAAGCAUGGUUCUCACUGUUAGAGAAGAUGGUGAAUCCGCGUACUGUUCUUGAAUCAAACCAUAUGCUGCCAAAGGUUAUGCCACCGGGAGAUGGAAGAAAUUUUGAUGCUAAUCUGUACCUGCAACAGAUGCACUGGAUCGCUUUCAUUGCUGUGGAACAUUUCUUAGAUACGGUUGAGCAGAAAUGUCUUGUUUCUCUAAGAGCAACCGAUUCAGUACUUACUAUUUUGAAGCAUGUGAUGCAAGGAGAGUACAUCAUGCUUGAGAAAAGCUUGAAAUUUCAAGAAAAUGGUCUUGGACAGAUGGUGCCCAAUCUUCUGAACCCAACAAUAUAUGUCUCCCGCAGCAACACAAAUUCCAACCACAGUUAUCGCAGAGAGAUCCGAGUUGAAAAUGAAAUGGAAGCAGUUGCUGAUGGUGAACCCGGAUCAAGUAAUUCCUCAUCGGAAGAAACAGAUGAGAAAAUGUUUGAUGAGUUGGCAUGCCAGUUAGGGAGCAAAUCAGAGAAUUUAGCGCCCUACACGGUUCGCAAUGAUGCAUCUGAUUUGUACAUCCCGAAAGCUCUGUAUAAAAGAUUCAUGGACAGAAUCUUGCAGUUCAGCGUUCAAAUGCUGGAUUUGUAUCCACAAACAGUGUAUCGCUUAAGUGAACUUGUUAUUGCAGUUUUAAAACGAGGUUCUCCAGAAAUGAUUCACCAGUUUUUCAUUGACUAUUCCCAUGAGAUGUCCCUAAAGAUAAUGGCUGUUGUAAAUAUUUCUACUAGUCCAAAAGCUCUUGGUCUGAAAGCGCUAACUUUGCAAGAUGCUGUUAUCAGUCAUCAAAUUGCUGAUUUGCUUCAUUUUUACAUGCUUUUAUUUGAGGAAAUGAGAAUUGACUGUGGAAAAGCUAUGGAGAAAAAGGAUAUACAAAAAGUCCUUUUAAAGCUGUUACAAAGCACCUCUGAAGUUUUGCAACAGAGUCACAAACUGGACUAUUUAAACCUUCCAUUAAUCUCUAUGCCGAAAAUGGUUGCUCCUCUUCUAUUGGUCAUAGAUGUUAUUUUGAAAGUGUCAACCCAUUUGUCACGUAAAGCUUAUGCGCAUGAUGUUACCACUGGGGAAUGGAAGUGGUAUGAUCUCCAGUCAGGAAAGUGGAUGGCAUACACUAGUCAUAACAACAGGCUGAUAAAUGAUGCGUACUGGCGUGGUUGUCAUUCUCUUCGUAUCUCCAGCAACAGAAAGCGUUACACCAUAGCAUUUCUGGAAAUGUGUCAGUCGAGUGAGGACUCAGGUGUCCAAAGACCAAUCAUGAUGUGUCUCAAGAUGUUUGAUCCUGCAGUCGGAGGCAAAGCAUCCACAUCUGUCUCAUCACCUUCCACUGUAUGUAAAAUGUCAGAGGAACCAGCUUCUUCGUCUCCUGCAACUUCUUCAUAUCGUCCUGGAACUGAGUCGACUAACUCAGCUGAUCUUGCAGUUUAUUAUCAUACUUCUCGAACACGCAUUGUUCCCAUCAAAGGAUUUACUAAAGAUCAAAAUAAAACUAUUAUUCAAUGUUGCCUAGAAGUGAUGAAACACGUUACCAACAGUGACACUCUCCAUGCUGUUCUGCAAGUAUUAGUUCGCCUCACACGAGACUAUAAUUUAGCAAAGGAAGCUGCAAAGAAAGGAGUUGUGGAUCUUCUGCUCCAAGUUGACCAGUCUGUGAGUUUCACAGGAUUCAUUGGAUUAGCAACUAUUAUCAUUCGGCAUAUUUUAGAGGAACCUGAAGCUUUGUCUAGUGCUAUGGAAAAGGUUAUUCGAAAUAAAACUUUGACAAAUAUUCCUCCUGCUUACAAAGAGUUUCAUUACGUUAUUCGUGAAUGUGCGCCUGCAAUUGCCCGAGAUCCGGACAUGUUCAAAGCUGUCUUCAGAGAUGUCUUACGCUAUGAUGCCACUGUCUUGGAUUCUAAAGAUGCCAAAAAAGAAGAAGAUGAUGGCAGAAUCAUUUUGAAAAACCUUCCAAACACUCAAGAACCAGAUGAAAUUGGGCCACAAGCUUCUCAAGCAUUAGAGAAUAUCCUUAUGGCAUUGUACGUACAUAGUGAAGAUGACUACCUUGAUAUUACAGCCAAUGAAAUGAAUCCUUCUCUAGCUGGAAACAUAACCAAAUCAAAUGGACCAGUCACUCAGUCAGACCAUUUGAUGGGAGGUCUGUCGUCCACAGUCUUCCCGGAUGACUCAACAUUAGACAUAACUUUUAGUUUCUCUGCAAGAGCCCAACAACAGAACACAAGUUCUCCAAGCAACAAACAGCCGUACGUCUCCAACAACAAACCCAAAAAAUUGUCAGAGCAGAAAAAAUUAGGCCCUGUCAUGACUAAAUCAACGAUCUUGAAACUCCUGAGUGACGCUGUUAGGUCUUAUUCAAGUGUUGCUAAGUAUGUUACAAACUUCCGCUAUCCGGAAAAUAUAAACCAGUACGGUGUCACAAUCAAAGGGGAAGUUACUUUCAUUCGGUAUGUUUUGGACACACUACUUCCCAAGUCAGGAAGUGAGCGCACUAAAAUGAUUCACACCUUGUUUGCAUCCCUUGCUUCUUGCAAUCACUCUCCUGACUCUCAAAUGAACCUAGUCGUAGAAGUGAAAGAUGCUUUAAAGCGUGCACUCAAUGAUGAAGAAAAGUAUUCCAAGCACUCACAGAUUCAGAACUUGGUUGAUUUGAUCACAACAAUGAUAGAAAAUUGUCCUCCUGUUCCCUUAAGCUCCUCAAUGACUCUAAGCUCAUCUCUCAAGUUGAAUCAAUACAGCGUGAACAACAUGGUACGCCUACUCAUUCGGAAAGGAAUGGCUGCAGAAUUGGCCCGAAUCCCUCAGUAUAUUGAUUUGUCUGGUCCUGAGUUCACAUCUACGAUGAAUGCUGUGUUGAAACCCCUCGAAACUUUGACCAGGAUCAUGAGUCAGCCUCCUCCUCACACAAAGAACAGAGGAGAAAAAGGAGACAAAGACGCAGCAAAUAAGACACAAGUUGCAACUCGUACUGAUGAAACAGCAACUCCUGCGCCCGUUGCAACAGCAGCCACUCCAGCUGCAGAACCAGCCAGUGAUGUCUAUGAAAUCUAUGAAAUCCCCCCUGCACAAGAAAUGGAAGACACUUACGAUCGCCAUUUUGAAGAGACUGUACAAAGAACUGUCCAAAGAAUGCUGUCUGAAUCACAUGACCUAACUCCUCUGCAUUCAUCAACAUCCACCUCAAACAAUCAGAAUCAAACUGAAGAUGAUGAUGAUGACGAUGAUGAUGAUGAGAGCUCUGGUGCUAGUAGCUCUUCUGACUCCAAUCUGGCAACACUGCAAGAAAGCAAUCUAGAUGAUGCUGACGCAGACACUGAAGUCGAUGAAAAUGUCAAUGCUGAUGAUGACACAGAAGGUGACGACCAUGAUGAAGAAGACUGGAUUGGUUUUGAGGAGGACGCAUUAACUGUAAUGAGAGGUGACAGAGUUUUCAGUGUUCAUCUGGAUAGGAAUGAUUUGAAUAACAGACUGGUUGCUGGAAGAAAUCAAAGAACAACACGAAUCCGCCACAUCGAUAGCUUACCCAUAGCUCCUGACCUCAUAUCAAGAUUUAACAGCAGUCUGAGAAAUUCAAUUCUUGGUGCUGGAGGACUGCGCUCUGUUGACCCUUCAAGUGAUCUACAGAUUCAAACUUGGCCAGCUUUCACAAAUUUACGAAGUCGUUCAACUAUUGGUUCCACAAGUAAUGGAGUGAACAAUGAAGUUGCAUCCACCAGAGUUGUUGUCAUGGACAAUGGUAUAGGUUUGAUUACCAACUCCGAGGAAGAACAAAUCAAUUUUGUUGACCAGUCGGGCUAUCUACUUGGUCCAAGUCUUGCAGCCACUCUUAGUAAUAUUCCGACUGCAAUGCACUAUUGGACAGAAGAAUCUCGACUGCUUGAUGCUGAUACUCUACCAUACCUAGCAAUGAGCAUUGCUUAUGAUCUUCUUCCUUUCUUCGAGAGUCAACGAACAGUGGAAGUGCAAACAAAGAAAGAAAAGAGCAAGAAAGUAGAAGAUGAACAAAAGGCCUCUGCUUCAAAGAAAACUUCCAAAAAAUCCAAAGGAGGAUCGCCACCUGCAGAGACAACUGUUGCUGCGACAGAAACUCUUGUAAGAGAGGUGCCUGUGCCGGCAGCUCCUGCCCCAGUUCCAGUCUCAGCGCCGGUUGCUCCUGUUGCGCCAGUGGCUCCAGCUGCCCCUGUGGUCCCUGCCACAUCCGUCCCAAGCUCAGUAUCGUCUGUCGCCAUCCCACCACCCCGCACACCGCAAGGCUCUCAGACUCCUUCGUAUCGUGAUUUUGCCGAUGCUCAACGUUUUGCACUCACUUACCAAGCGCUGCUUGCCAAUUGGCAGCAAACCGAUGAUCAGGAUAUCACCGAUUCCGCCAUGUUGUCCAACUGGAUGUGCAGGCAAGUGGAAGCAUUGCAAAGCAGUUUGAACCGUUUGACACAAGACCUCACGGAUUUAAGUACACCAAAUGCUAGUCCCAUAAUGAACAUAGCUAAUACAACUUCAACAACUGCACAAACAACAGUAUCAACAGUUGCCAGUUCCACCGCGGCCACAGUAACCGCAGCAACAGUCGUAAGCACUGCGAGCACAACAACUAGCACCACAGCAACUAUUGAGCCAACCCUCAGUGCUGCACCCCCCUCUGCUCCUCCAUCGCAACCUGAAACUGCUCCCCCGGCUACAGCACCUGCCGUUUCCGAUUCCUCUGCAAAUGCCGACUCUUCAACGCUCCAAAUACCUGAGGGUGUCGAUCCAUCAUUCUUGGAGGCCUUGCCAGAAGAUAUGAGGACAGAAGUUAUAACAGAACACUUAAGAUUGGAGAGACUGAGAGAAUCAUUAAAUGCUGCGGGACAGGGUGGUGGAACAAGCAUGCAAGUGAAUGCUGAUUUCUUAGCUGCCUUACCUCCCAGUAUCCAAGAAGAGGUGCUUAUCCAACAAAGAUUGGAGAACCAAAGACAAGCUGCUGCCACUGCAGAUCCUAACGAUCCUGUAGAUCCAGCGGAUUUCUUCGAAAAUCUUCCACCGCAAUUGAGAACUGCUAUUCUGUCGGAUAUGCAUGAGUCGCAAAUCACUGCUUUGCCUCCCGAGUUGCAAAGAGAGGCUAGAGGGUUGAGGAGAGAAUAUACGGAAAGACAUGGGUUUGAAGAUAGUCUGUAUUCGCUUCGAUCUGAUGGGACAACGCAAAAUAACCAGCCACGUUCAACAAAUAAUACCUCUUCAACUAGUGUUCAUCCUGUCACAUUUGUGACUCGGCAAAUCUUAGACAAUGAAGCUGUUGCGUGUUUACUAGUUUUGCUCUUCCAUGAUGAUAUGAUGAGGUUAAACACAGCUCGCUUACACAGAGUCAUAAGAAAUGUUUGUUGUCAUGCUCCAACUUUAGACUGGGUUUUCAGGGCAUUGUUAUCCAUAACAGACAAGUGUAAUGAAGCUGUAUCCAUGCAUCAAACAAGAAGUGUCACCAGAGCUGUCAAAGAUAAUUCUCAAGUUAGAGAUGUUGAACCGCGCAAUUGGCUAAAUUUAAGCCUAGAAACAGCUUUAGGAAGCCGAACUGUUGUAUUCAAUAUUCAGAAAACUUCUGGUCGGCGUGGAGAUAGAAUAAUCACCAUUCAUCCGAUCGCUGCACCUCUAGCUUUUAGGAACACUCUUGAACUAUUGUCUUCCAUGGUAACCGUGUUUGCCCCAUUCUUUGUCCCAAAAAGCGACGUAGUGCCUUCAUUUUUAAAUUCACCGCAGCCUUCAACUUCUAAAUCAAGACAUUCUUCUGGUAAAUUAAGUGUACAGAAAGUGGAUUACAGUAAUUUUUGGGAUAUUUUAAAUCAUCUAGAUAACCAAGUGCAGUCGAAGAAAGGUAAAACCCUGAGCAGAGCUCAUUCAUUUGGGUCACUUGCCUCACAGCCCUUGAGUCACCCGAGCAACAAUUUUGAUGUUUCUCCGUUUGGCAGAGUGCUCAAACUGCUCUCUUCGCCUGUUGUCAAGAAGAACUCCUUGUUGAUGGACAAACUUCUUAAUCUCCUUGCACAGAUGUCCUCAGUUGUCAAUUGCACAAACCAUGAUUCAUCGGAAAAUUUAAUAACUCCAAGUGAUUUGCAAUUAAACACAGUGAUUGAAGUGCUCACUUCCAACAGCUGCUCUGAGCAUGGCUUAGAAGAUGCAACUCGGUUCCUUAUUAGUAUAUCAAUGUAUGAUAAUUCAAUUCGAUCAUCGGUUCUUUUGUUGUUGAUGGACGGUGCAAGGAAACUAGCAGAUCAAAUCUGCAUUUUAAUCAAAGCUCUUUUCAAAGAAUUGAGGUCGUUAAGUAAAUCGCAACCUCAAAUGGAGGAACAAGAUGAAAGUAGUUUAGAUUACAGCAGAGCAUCUACGUCAAAAGGAAUUGUUUCCAAUAGGUUUUCAAAAGAUAGCAUUGUUGUGAUAAAUGGUCCUGUGAAACCCUUGAAAUCUAGUGUUGAUCUCCAGCUUUGCUCCAUGGCUCCUUUAGUUUCCAAAACAUCAAGUCAAACUUUCUUUUUGAGGAUUCUCCGUGUGAUCUUGCAGUUAAGAGCACUAGAAGUUGGUGUUAAGAAACAAGCUAAUAACAAUGUGAGUCCACCUGAGGAGCGGGAUGAGGCUAAUGCUAGGCGCGAAGAACAAAAUAAUGUAAAUAACUUGAAUGAAAUUAAUAGAAAUAGAGGAAGUUCAGAUAGUAGUCUGAACAUAAUUGAAAAUAAUUUGAGAGACACAGAGACUGCAAGGAGUGAUGCAAUGGAAGCUUCAGAUGUGACGAGUAAUGAGACUAACAAUGUUGCUACUGAUACUGCCGCAACGAAUCCAAUUCCUCCGCCUGUUGGCAAUCAACCUGUAGAUGAAGAAACCGUUUCUGCGGAAAGUAAUCAACCAGCUAAUGCUGAUACACCUGUAGCAAUGUCUGUUGGGAACUCACCGCAACCAGAGCCUCCUCAACCACCACCUCCUAAACUGAAACCUUUGAGUGAGCAACUUCAGUUGGAUCACCUUUGGGACACGUUGAGUUCGUGUUUGACUGAAUUAGCAAGAACGCAGGACUAUCAUGCAGUUUUAAUUUUGCAGCCGGCUAUCGAGGCCUUCUUCUUAGUUCACACUGCUGAUAAUGAUUCCACCGAGACUCAGAGUAAUGCAACCCAAACAAAAACUCCAAGUAACAGUACCAGUGCAAGCACCAGUAGAGCUGAGUCGGCUAAUGAAGUUGUGAUGGCUGAAGAUGGUCCGUCCUCAUCUAAUACUGAAAUGUCGAGUGACUCAAAUCCGUCAGUGCCCUCAACAAGCAGCUCCACUAGUUCUCAACAAAAAUUCCUCAAAUUUGCUGAGACACACAGAGCCGUUCUGAAUCAAAUUUUGCGGCAAUCAACAAUCCCAUUACUCGAAGGACCGUUUGCUGUUCUCAUCAAUCACACUCGCAUACUAGACUUUGAUGUCAAGCGCAAAUACUUUAGGAGUGAGCUGGAUCGAUGUGAAGAAGGCCAUAGGCGAGACGAAGUGGCUGUUCAUGUACAAAGAAGCAAUGUGUUUGAAGAUUCGUUCCGGGAACUGUUUAGAAGAACAUCUGAAGAAUGGAAGAAUAGGUUCUAUAUUGUCUUCGAAGGGGAGGAAGGUCAAGAUGCUGGUGGUUUGUUGCGUGAAUGGUACAUGAUCAUCUCCCGAGAUAUUUUUAAUCCGAUGUAUGCCUUAUUCAAAACCUCUCCAGGUGACCGCGUCACCUACAUGAUCAAUCCGUCAUCUAAUUGUAAUCCAAACCAUCUUUACUACUUCAAGUUUGUUGGAAGAGUGAUAGCCAAAGCAAUUUAUGACAACAAAUUAUUGGACUGCUAUUUCACGAGGUCUUUCUAUAAGCACAUAUUGGGCAUACCAGUCAAGUUCACUGACAUGGAAAGUGAGGACUAUACAUUCUAUCAAGGACUAGCAUAUCUAAUGGAAAACGGCGUCUCAAGUCUGGGCUAUGAGUUAACUUUAAGCACAGAGGUUCAAGAAUUUGGUGUGACAGAGGUACGAGACCUUGUUCCCAAUGGUAGAUUCAUACCUGUCACUGAAGAAAACAAAAUGGAUUAUAUUCAGCUUGUUUGUCAAAUGAAAAUGACUGGAGCUAUUCGUCAACAAUUAACAGCUUUUCUUGAGGGAUUUUAUGAUAUCAUUCCAAAGAAACUAAUCAGUAUAUUCAACGAACAAGAGUUGGAACUGCUGAUAUCAGGCUUACCAAAUGUGGACAUAGAUGAUCUCAAGGCGAAUACUGAAUACUACAAAUACCAACCAAAUUCCAUUCAGAUUCAGUGGUUCUGGCGAGCUCUGCGUUCCUUUGAUCAAGCUGAUAGAGCGAAAUUCCUUCAGUUUGUUACCGGGACUUCGAAAGUUCCCCUCCAAGGUUUUGCAGCUCUUGAAGGCAUGAAUGGGGUGCAAAAGUUCCAAAUCCAUCGCGAUGAAAGGUCCACGGAUCGUUUACCGUCUGCUCACACUUGUUUCAAUCAGCUGGAUUUGCCGGUCUAUGAAUCUUACAACAAAUUGUACACCAAUUUGCUGAAAGCAAUCCAUGAGUGUUCGGAAGGAUUCGGUUUUGCUUAAGCCAUCUCCAAUCCACCUGUGGAAUGCGGCAAACUUCAAUUGAUGGAAUUUUAUCCUUGAGUUGGUGAAUCAGUCCAAUUUCCAACGUGUCUUUUAUAUUCCCAUUGCUCGGUUACAUCCUCGUUCCAUGUUGUUGAAUAUUGUCCGGAGGCUUUUAAACCAACCUAAGAACUAGUUUUUGGAAUCAACAUGUUCCUUUGUUAAUUUUAGCUUGAUCUAUCCCUGCACUGUUUUGUUUUCUUCAGGUUUGUUGUAAUAUUAAAUUCGUGUAAGAAAUUUCUGUGUCAAAUUUCGUUACUUGUAAUAUUAUUCUCAGUGAUAAUUUUCUCAGUCUUAAUAAUCAACCUAAUUUUAUGGUAUAGUUUUUUUGGGCCUCUCUUGUUUUGGGAUUCUGACUUUUAUUUGUAUAUCUACCUCCUUUCCUAUUCCUCUGUUUUGUACAUUCUGAUAUUUUAUGGUUAAUCCUUGUAAAUUUUUAUUUUCUCCUUUUUUCUUUUUUUCUUUUUUUUGUUAGGUAAAGUCUUGGUAAUGCUAUUGUUGAAGAAGGUACGUUUAAGAUAAAUCAAGCAUAAAGUAUAAGUUGUUUAGUUCCAUCCUCCUAAUGUGGCCCCAUGAUAGUCGUAUCUGACAGAAUUUAAUCUCAUCCUUCUUAUCCAUUUGGCCACUUUCCAAAAAUUGCUAUGCUAGUAGGUCCUUUUCGAAAUAGUACCUUUGUCGAAAUUUGAGAGGAAAUCAGUUCAUCUAAUUUUUAGAUUGUACAUAAGUAAACAUUUUGUCAAUAAGAAAUUGUAAAGUAAUUGUACAUCAUCUACUUCUGUAAUAAUAAAGAAAAAAAGGAAGAAAAAAAAACAAAACGAAAAUAUGCUGUCUUUCCAAAGUUUUAUUUUGAUUUAAUCUUGCAAAGAUUAAGAUGAUGUAGCACCUUUUUCAUGAUAAUUUAGAAAAUUACUAGUCUCGUUCUUUUUGGAUCAUUUUCUUACUUUAUUAAUUGUUUUUCCUUGCUGUGAAUGAAAUCAGUUCUGCAUUAAGCUACACUUACGCAAUUGAAAACCUCGUAUGUGUGGUUCCUUUUUGCUCAAUGCAGUUAAACUAAUCUGUUUUACUUCGGUUCAUGCCCCUUCAUUGGUGAAGGGGAGAAGAGUCCAUUUUUUAUAAACAUAUUUUUGAAUCAAAGUUUAUUAUUUUUUUAUUUGCAGUACUUUUGUUUAUAAUUUCUAUUACGUUGAUCAUAAAGUUUAUGUUAAUGGUCUUAACUGUUAAAUCACUGAAAUCAUGCCGAAGAUAGUUAUUGAUCAUUCAUUUUAUGUAACAAGUUGAAAGUUUCUGUGGUAUCAUAUGGAGAAAACAGGGAAAAAAUGAAUAAAUAACUUUGAAAAAAUUCCA
Molecule: messenger RNA, 13999 nt
Organism: Bemisia tabaci
Lineage: Eukaryota; Metazoa; Arthropoda; Insecta; Hemiptera; Aleyrodidae
Gene: HUWE1
Product: HECT, UBA and WWE domain containing E3 ubiquitin protein ligase 1
Biological process (GO): protein polyubiquitination; ubiquitin-dependent protein catabolic process
Cellular component (GO): nucleus; cytoplasm
Molecular function (GO): ubiquitin protein ligase activity
Source: RefSeq, a predicted model, not a curated record